This is a messenger RNA of Anopheles nili, 1541 nucleotides long. It is a transcript of the gene RpL23A, whose product is annotated as 60S ribosomal protein L22. Gene Ontology annotation, molecular function: rRNA binding; structural constituent of ribosome. The coding region runs from base 3 to 1187 and encodes 394 amino acids. The transcript has 4 exons. Gene Ontology annotation, cellular component: cytosolic large ribosomal subunit; ribosome. Gene Ontology annotation, biological process: translation; ribosomal large subunit assembly. The record is from RefSeq and is a predicted model, not a curated record. Lineage: Eukaryota; Metazoa; Arthropoda; Insecta; Diptera; Culicidae.
AAAUGGGUCCGAAGAAACCGUCUGAGAAGCCCGCCGGCCAACCGGCCGAGAAAAAAGAGAAGAAACCGGCGGCUGCUCCGGCUGCUGCGGCUUCCGGAUCAGGCGAAAAGAAGCCUGCCGCCGAGAAGAAGCCUGCUCCGGAGAAGAAACCCGCAGCCGAAAAGAAGGCCCCAGCAGCCGAAAAGAAGGCGCCUGCAGCGGAGAAGAAACCCGCAGCUGAGAAGAAGCCAGCCGGCGACAAGAAGCCCGCUGAGGAGAAGAAGGCUGAGAAGCGUGCUGCGCCAGCUGGUGAUAGCAAGGCCGCCCCCAAGAAGAAGGCCCCAGCGGCAGCCCCUGGAACUAGCAAGGCUACUGGUGGUGAUGCCAAGAAGGCUGCCCCGGCCGCCGCUGCCGGUGCCGCCGGAGCUGGCAAGAAGGGAGCCAAGGCAGCACCUGCCGCCGCCGCUGCUGCUGCUGCCGCUGGCAAGAAGAAGCCCGCUGAAAAGAAGGGCGCUGCUACGACCGCUGCCGCCGGUAAGGCUGCCAAGCCCGCUAAGGGAGCAAAGGCUACCACGGCUGCUGCUGGCGCGGGUAAGGGUGGAAAAGCUGCCGGUGCUGCCGCGGCCGGUGCAAAGGCCAAGGCUGGUGCUGUCACGAAGAAGUCCACCAAGAAGGCCGAUAGUAAGAAGGCUAGCAAGAAGGCGGCUGUCGCCAAGAAGCCCCGUCUGACGAAGGAGCAAAUCAAGGCGAAAAUCCAAAAGGGACAGCUGAAGGCCCGUGCGACUGCUCUGCUGCGUGCCAAGCGUGCCCAGACCAAGCUGAUCAAGGGUCCGUACGGAACGGCUGUGCGCAAGAUCCGCACUUCGGUGCGUUUCAAGCGGCCGAAUACUCUCCGCCUGCCCCGCCGACCGAAGUACCCGAGGAAGUCGGUAGCUAAGCGCAGCCGCAUGGAUCCGUACAACAUCAUCAAAUACCCGCUGACCACUGAAGCGGCGAUGAAGAAGAUCGAGGACAACAACACGCUCGUCUUCCUGAUCCACCUGCGCGCCAACAAGAACCACGUAAAGGCCGCCGUGAUGAAGCUGUACGACGUUAAGGUGCUGAAGAUCAACACCCUGGUGCGACCGGACGGCAAGAAGAAGGCGUAUGUGCGACUAACCCGUGACUACGACGCGCUGGACACUGCCAACAAGAUCGGCAUCAUCUAAGCGCUCGCACACAGAAGGGGUUUCUAUCGCUGCGUAUCCAACCUCGGUGGCUUUGGAUCGCUGGCGAUUGGAGCGGGGAGAGGAAAGGCGCUCGCAUUGCGCUGCUCCGGCAGGUUUCGUUAUUUUUAUCCUCGAUUUUCUGCCGUAGCAGCUUGGUGUGUAACCUUUUACAUUCCUUCUCCAAAACAGCGCCAUUUCUCUGUCGCGUAUGUUCCACUCUUCGCAGAGAAGUUGUGCCGCGGGUCGUAACAACCUCCGAUUCGCGUUUAUUCGAUUCGUAUAAAGGUCAAGGUACACUUUAUGUGACUGCAAGAGAAUGAUGAAAAAUAUACCAUCUGUAAUGGAGAAGAGAAA